GUAGAUUCUGAGGCAGGGAUCCGGCUGCGGGGCGCCAUCCGCCACAGCCAUGCAGGGGGACAGCAGCCAACACAGCUGGAGGCUCUGGAGAAUUUCAUGGAGAUCAGCUCUGCCUCACUUUCCCAGAAACCCAGAACCAGGAAAAGGCCUGUGGCUCGGGGCCCCGCUGGAGGCCAGGGUGGCCCAGAGGAGGCUGUCAACGGGGAGCCUCUUUCAGCAGUGGCAGAGGACUCAGCUCAGCUUCAGCCCGGAGAGGAGAUAAUCGCCCUAGAUCUUGACAUACGGGCCACUGUGGUCCGUGUCCUGUGGGAGGCGCUGUGGAGUCGUGUUCAGGAGCUUCCCGACCCGGGGCUGAGUGAGGAGGGGGUGAAGGGCAUCGCUGCUGACAUCGAAGCAGCCCUCUUUGACCUCACACUGGGCACCACCUGCCGCUACAAGACCAAGUAUCGCAGCCUGCUCUUCAACCUGCGGGACCCCAGAAACCCAGACCUGUUUCUCAAAGUAGUUCGUGGAGAUGUCACCCCCCACAACCUGGUGCGGAUGAGCUCAGUCCAGCUGGCCUCCCAGGAGCUGGCCCGCUGGCGGGACCAGGAGGAGAAAAGG
Chinchilla lanigera (long-tailed chinchilla) is the source of this 603-nucleotide messenger RNA. RefSeq names its product SPOC domain-containing protein 1-like. Gene Ontology annotation, biological process: DNA-templated transcription. The transcript has 5 exons. The record is from RefSeq and is a predicted model, not a curated record. The annotation marks the transcript as partial. Gene Ontology annotation, cellular component: nucleus. Lineage: Eukaryota; Metazoa; Chordata; Mammalia; Rodentia; Chinchillidae.